Messenger RNA from Marchantia polymorpha subsp. ruderalis, 2006 nucleotides. The record is from the annotation of a GenBank genome assembly. Lineage: Eukaryota; Viridiplantae; Streptophyta; Marchantiopsida; Marchantiales; Marchantiaceae.
GACGGAGCUGGUGUACGGUGCUUGCUGGCCGAAGGGUUUAGGGUGUAUGCCUGCCGAUGGGCGUGGCCGAUUGCCCGUUUCGCUGCCCUCUCUCUCUCGUGGGCCUUUGACCUCUUCCUCUGCUGCGUGCGUGUCGCUUCUGUUUCGGUUCCGGUCUCGUUCUUCGCAGCCUCCGUGGGAAUCGAGCGACUCUUGAAUUGACAUCUGCGUGAGUCGAGCUGCGAGCUGCAAGGUGCAGGGGAUUUCGGGACCAUGGACGUGGUCAUGGCGAAUCCCACCAACAACAUCAUCAGCGUUUUGACCGACCCCGAGGGUCGCAAUUUGGGCACUACCUUCGACUUGCCUCAGGAUGCUGGGCCGAAGGAGCUCCAUGCGCUCGUCAACGCUGUUCUUCAAAAUGAGGAAAAACUCCCGUACGCUUUCUACAUCGACGAUCAUGAACUUCUGGGGCCGCUUGGAGCGCAUUUGCUGAAGAACAAAGUUUCUGUGGAGCAAGUUCUACGUAUCGUUUGUCAGCCGCAGGCUGUAUUUCGAAUUCGACCUGUCACCCGAUGCUCAGCAACGAUUUCUGGUCACAGUGAGGCCAUAUUAUCCGUGGCUUUCAGCCCAGACAGCAAGCAGCUGGCAAGCGGCUCUGGUGAUACCUCUGUACGCUUUUGGGAUAUAAAUACUCAAACUCCUCUACAAACGGAAUUAGGCCAUAAGAACUGGGUUCUCUGCAUAGCGUGGUCCCCAGAUGGUAAAUACCUGGUGACCGGAAGUAAGGAUGGUGAGAUACGCGUAUGGGAUCCGUCAACAGGCAAACCUACUGGGGUAGCCUUAAACGGACACAAGAAAUGGAUCACAGCACUGGUAUGGGAGCCCGCUCAUUUGGAGAGUCCCUGCAGGCGAUUUGCGAGUUCAAGCAAGGAUGGAGACGUGCGUAUUUGGGAUGCAGUGCUUCGGAAGUGUGUCAUUAUCCUCACAGGUCAUACCUUGGCAGUGACGUGUGUUAAAUGGGGUGGGGAUGGACUUAUCUACUCUAGUUCGCAGGACUGCACGAUAAAGGUGUGGGAGACGACACAAGGAAAGCUUGUGCGAGAAUUGAAGGGACAUGGACACUGGGUAAAUACACUUGCCCUGAGCACCGAAUAUGUCUUACGAACGGGUCCAUUUGAUCACACUGAGAAAACUUACAAGUCAGCUGAUGAGAUCAAGCAGGCUGCGCUUGCAAGGUACAAUGUGGCCAAAAAGGACUCACCCGAAAGGCUGGUCUCUGGAUCAGAUGACUUCACUAUGAUUCUGUGGGAGCCCGCUGUCAGUAAGCAAGUUAAAGCGCGCAUGACCGGACAUCAGCAGUUGGUGAAUCAUGUGUACUUCUCGCCUGAUGGUCGAUGGGUCGCUAGUGGAUCCUUCGACAAAUCUGUCAAACUUUGGGACGGAUACACUGGGAAGUUUAUUGCGACAUUUAGAGGACAUGUUGGACCUGUCUAUCAAAUAAGUUGGUCUGCCGACAGUAGACUCCUCUUGAGUGGCAGCAAAGACUCAACGAUGAAAAUAUGGGAAGUACGAACACUGAAGCUGAAAGAAGACCUUCCUGGACACGCAGAUGAGGUGUACACAGUCGAUUGGAGUCCUGAUGGAAGGAAGGUAGCCUCAGGAGGAAAGGACAGGCAGCUGAAACUGUGGAUGAGCUGAUGAGAAAACCUUGAUUUGCGGCACAGGAAGGAGAUACUUUUUUGUAUCUCCCGUUAUUGUUUUAACUUGUAGAGUUCUGCCCUUUGAUUCUUGAUCACAAGGGUAGAUACUUGAGCUUCGGUCUGUGACUAUCUUGUAAUUACUAACCAAUCAUAUCAGGAAAUCUUCCUGUUCGAGAUGCUUCAGUUUAGAUUUAUUGAGAUUAUAGCAGUAGAAAGUUUUGUUAGCAAGAGUAGUAUCGUGGCUCUAUAGGAACGAAAUCUUUAGGGCUGGUCGUGAUUGUAAAAUCGUCAGACAUAAUUCCUUUGGCUAUGAUGAAGUGGAUGUGA